AUGUCGGACGUGCAAGUGUCGGUGGUGCUCUCACCCGUCAACCUCAACGCCGAGCUUGCCCUCGUCCGCUCGUUCACCCUCUCUGCCUCCAACCCAACCAUCGAGAUUGGACGCUGUUCAAAGCGUGGAAUCAAGAACCGCUCCCCCGCUCAAGAUAAUGCGUGGUUCGACUCCCGAGUGAUGUCUCGAGACCAUGCUGAGCUGAGCAUCGCUCCAGAAAUACACAAUAUCUACAUCUGCGACUAUGGUUCAACUCACGGAACAUGGAUCAACAACUCAAGACUGAUCAUCGGCGAGAAGACUCCGCUCAUCCAUGGAGACGUUCUGACAUUUGGUGUGCCUGUGGACCGAGAGGAUGAAACGUAUCCCGCUCUGGUGGUGAAGUGCAAAUUCCACUGGGUCGACGAGUAUGACUCACCUGUUGUCCGUAUUAGCAGGCUCUGGACUGACUCACUAUGCAGAUGUCCUACCAGCGAUGAAGUUCCAGUGAAGUCCAGCAUCAUUGAAUGCAUCACCCCUCCCGCGUCAAAGCUCAGGCCCUCUACCUCCACCAACACUUUCUGUGUCCCCGAAGAUGACAGUGAUAUCGAAGACAUCCUAGUUCCAAAGCCCAUCUGUGUCGAUGAGGACGAACAACCUCUGCCCCAGACCGUACAGGAAGAGCAGCAUAUGGACGAAGAGCUCAAGUCUUCGGAAAAUGAAACCUCUGAUUAUGGAGAUGUCCUUGAAGACGAGUCCGAUGAUUCCACAAACUCCGACGAGGAGGAAUCAGAGCUUGAGGAAUCGGUAUCGUCUUUGCUCAUCAAGAGCACUGACUGUGCUGAUGUGAGUGAGGAUGUAAAUGCUGACGUGAGUGCUGAUGCGGACGCGGAUGUCGCCGAGCUUGACGCAUCUCAUUACGAGAACGUCUUCCCUUGUUAUGAUAGGGAGCACGACGGGUUCCAACCGCCCCAUGAAGAUGAUUCUGAUUCUGAAUAUGCCUCGGACUCGGAUGUCUUGUCUGAGAAAGAGUCUUCUGUUGAGAACAACUCUUAUAAUGACGAUAACGACGACGACGACGAUGGGGUCUACAUCAAUACGAAUAUCAUUACUGCUCCCUUCGUCAACCCCGACGUGCUUUCGCUAGAAAAGCUGCACUCUGUGGACACCGCCCCUCAUAUCAAGCCCGAGACUAUGGAGCCCAAGCCUAGCAACCCCCUGGUCAGUCCCCCAGCAUAUCAUUUCCCAGGUCCAUCUUUCCAGCCUGGCCCUUCAUUUUUGCCUCCUCCGUGCUAUGAGGCCAAUCCAUGGAGAAUGCCUCAAAGCUUUCCCCCUGCACCUCACAUACCUUAUCCGCGCUUUGAAUACGCAGAUGGCCCCUUCUCGUGCAAGUAUGGCUCCACAUAUCAGCGGAACUUUGACUCCAAUCCAUCAUCUCCUCUCAGAGAGCCCACCCCGCUUCCCUCGCUCCCCAAGGAGCUCAGCUCCGAUACUGAUUCAGUUUCCCUGAAGCGGAAGGCCUCUGAGAUGGAGACCCAAGAUGCCGAGCAACAAGAUGCACAGGAAGCCGAGAUUAUUGCCCCUGCAUCGCAGCCGGAUCUCGAUAGCAUUCCCAAACCGGAACUGGUUAAUGCUAUCACAUCCGCCCUCACAGAGAGUGAGCCUUCACCUAAGCGAGCCAAGACCUCGCACUCUUCAUCCAAUACCAUGGCUGGCUACACUGCCACGGCAGUCAUCAGCGCCCUCCUUGGUGGUCUCGGCACCAUCGCUCUCCUGGCAGCCCUUCCGGCGGAGUACUUCCAGUAG
Messenger RNA from Penicillium atrosanguineum, 1785 nucleotides. RefSeq names its product FHA domain protein. The transcript has 5 exons. Gene Ontology annotation, cellular component: cytoplasm. NCBI's taxonomy places the organism in Eukaryota, Fungi, Ascomycota, Eurotiomycetes, Eurotiales, Aspergillaceae. Bases 1 to 1785 code for a protein of 594 amino acids. The record is from RefSeq and is a predicted model, not a curated record. Gene Ontology annotation, molecular function: protein binding.